Messenger RNA from Podarcis lilfordi (Lilford's wall lizard), 39108 nucleotides. The record is from the annotation of a GenBank genome assembly. Lineage: Eukaryota; Metazoa; Chordata; Lepidosauria; Squamata; Lacertidae.
AGACCCCGGAGAGGCAAAGCUCAGACCCCAGCGUGGCUUUUCCCGUCUGGAUCUAGCGCGGGCUCCCUCGGUCCUGCAGCUUCUCGCACUUGCCAGCUCUGCUCCCCUGCCUCAUGGAAAGGCUGGGAGGAGUCCAAUAGCUGCGGAGAAGAAGAACGGGGAAGCCACCUUCCAGGGAGGAACAGAAGACCCCGAGAAGCGAGGCGGGGUCCCUCAGAGAGAGGGGGGCGUGGGCAGCAGCGUCCCUGGAUCGUCGCGCGUAGGUUUGCCUUCUAGUUUCAAACUAAAGGACCUCUCUCUGUCUCUGUCUCUCUCUCCCAGCUCUACCCAACUGCCUCCUGUUGCUGCCUCGGUUUCCUCAGGCAUGGUGCUGCUCGCCUGGAACACUUUUCUAAUUCUUUCCUGGCUGCCCCUUGUUGCAGGUGGAUUCCCCGAAAAUGUCAGGUUAGUAUCAAAAAGGGGCAGGGGGGUUAUGGGGGUUUCUACCUCUUUAUAUCUGUUCCUUUGGAGCCAGUGUUUUUGUUUUAAUGCAUAUUUUGUGUUUCUCAUUUGGUAUUUUUAUGUCAAGAGCCGCCCUGUGAUCUUCGGAUGGAGGGUGGUGUACAAAUUUAAUAUAAAUAGGUUUAAAUAAGAGAGUGGGUGGGGUUUCUCUCGGGCACUUGUCUGCCAGUCUUUGCGGCUAGGAGUCACUCGCCAAGGGCUGGUUCAAAGCAGCAUUUAAUUCACCUGGAAGCUGAAUCUGUGACCUGCCUCUCCUGAAAUUUAUUCUGAUGGGUGCUCUGCAGUGCUUGGUCUGCUAGGGCUUUUUCACGCGGGGUGCCAGAGAACCUGAGUGAGAAAUACAGCUGGGAAUUGCAGCUCUGUGAGGGGAAUGCGUGCAGAGUGCAUUUUCAAGUGAUCACAGCCCGUGCCUGUGGAUCUAGGAGACAGGGCUUCCACCUUGCCGGAUGUUGUUUGAAAGAACUUUGCGUGGCAAGCAAUUCUCUUUUGGGGAAAAGAACAAACCAGUAGUUUAAAGGUGUGGCUGCUCUGAGGCUAGUGCCGUGGUGAGUGUUCCUAAUCUAUACACCUGAUUUAGUGAGGAUUUCGAUGAGAGUAGUGCAGAAGAUAAUGCCAGAAGUUGUGUCUGCAUGCUGUAUACCUUAGAAGAGGGGCCAAGGUCAGUGUGCAAGGGAUUGCAUCUUUCUCUCUCUCUCUCUCUCUCUCUCGCUCACACACACACACGUGUUUCUCCUCUUCCUGAUGCCACCCCUCCCUUUCUUCAUAGAAUCAUAGAAUUAUAGAACUGGAAGAGAUCCUGAGGGUCAUCUAGUCUAACCCCCUGGAACGGAAGUAGUGCCUUCCUCUGCUUCCCCUUGCCACGCCCAAUUCCUCCUCUCCUUCCCACAUUAGUGGGAAGGCAGUUUAUCUCCACCUCUUCUGUCUUGCCUCAGUGUCUUGUUCCGAGGAAGGACCAGGGUAAGGUGGGGAGUCCUUAUUCUGUGUGUGGUGAUUGUGGUGGCACAAGUACCCUCCUGGUCACCACCCCCAGAAUGCCUUCCUUUGAGGAAAGACACACACACACACACACACACACACACCCCUUCCUCACUGGGUGGGUGGGUCAUCAGCAUCACCAGAGUGCAAUAAUGUAGUGAGUGGUGGACCUGGGGAGGGGGGGGGCAUCCGUUUGCUGCUUUCCUGCGUUCAUCUAAUGAGACAAUUGUCUCAUUCUGCUUCGUGGUUAUUCCACUUGCAGGGCGGCUCAGUUGUGCCUUGCCUCUUCAACAGCUGAUUUCAUGAGUUUGCCAUAGAAUACUGUAUGCCAUAAUAUGUAGCUGAACCUUGCAAGGGAUGUUGUAUGUUAAGCCUGAUCCGGAAGUGUGUGAGGAGUUCUGUCCAAAUCAAAGGGGCAGGUGGUGUUCUUAAGCAAUAGCCUAAAUCCCUCAUGGGAUCCAGACAGACUUACACAGCAUUUGAAAUUGCAUGUUGGCAAUUGGAUAUUCCCAGUAAACUGUCCUGUCCUGUGUGUUUCUGGCCUGGCCACACAGUAUUUAAAUGUACUGGCAGCAUCCUCAAAUAUGGGGAUAGGUGAGCUGAAAUCAAACCUGAAAGUUUAACUCAGUGAGUUAAAAAACCCCUCUGGUAAAACAUAGUUUCGAGAGCAAGUACAAAUUACCAUUAUAGAAAUGGUCUGAGUCACUCAUUAUAUUUUAAAAUGUACACCUUUAAAAACCUGCAUAUGAAAUGGAUUGACUCGUUUAGCUUUAUAUCCUGCUUGGUCCUGAGCCUGCCAAAAAAGCCAUAGCUUCCCGACCCUUAUUCCAAACCACAGUUCCAAACCAAAAGUGGCCAAUAUUGACAACCUGGGAUCAAUGGGAUUAUGUGAAGGGGUCAAAAGGGCAUCAAAAAGGGUCUAGAGGUAGAAAAGAAGUUUCUGAGGUAUACUGCAAAAACUUUGAUUAGGAACUAUGAGAAAUAAAGGGCAUAUGCACCGUAUAUAUAAUAUUGCCAAUGAGGAACCUCUUUAUUUAAUAAGUUGAAUUCACAGAAUACAACAGUAUUCCUUACAUGUUAUGAUUCCUAGCAAUGGCAAUUGGUGAUGAAUAAAGGUUGCUUAUAUAUUGGUAUUUCAUUUACAUUUCUAAGAAUUUUGCUUCUAAGUCAUCAAGCGUCAGUGAGCUCAGAUGUUUGGGAAGCCCUACUCUAAACCUGACUUCCUUAACUUGACACUAUCCAGAUGUUUUGGACUUCCAACUCCCAUCAGCCCUACCCAGCGCAGCCCCAAAACAUCUGGAUGGCACCAGGUAGGGGAAGGCAGCUUAAGCUCCCCCCCAGUGUUAUUGGAUGCCAUUCCCUCCCAUUUUGAUGCUCUGGGGCUUCCUUUAAAUGGUACACCUGCCUGAGUUCUUCCACUUGCUUCUUCCCCUCUUUCCUGCUCCUGUUAACUAACUAAACCUCAGCUCUUUUUCCUUCUGUGUGGUCUGCUGGCUGUUUCUCCUGCCUCCUUUCAAGAAACAUGGGAGCUAGAAGCAUUCCACACCAAUUGGCGCUCUGGCAUUCUUCCUUUCACUCAUCCCCAUCCAGACUCUCCAGUUUUCUCUGCCGUAAGGGAUUUUGGGUAGGGAAAGCAGAAUCACACUACCUUUCUUUGUACAGCAAGGUUUUUAAAUAGGGAGUGGGGAAGUCACAUUUUGACGUAAAGAAAUUGGCGGUGACCUCCCUGCCUCAAUCCAGGAGGAGCAGGAGGAGGAGUGAGGAAAGCUCUUGAAGAAGAUUCCUAGGAGGAGUUUCUGUUCUGAGCCCAGCAUCAGUAUAGCUGGAAGAAGAGAGGUCUCUAAGGGAAAAUCUCUUGUCUUGAGACCACUAAUGGGAAAAGAGUGUAUUUUCCAGCAUCUGGUGAUUCCUCAGAAGCAUUUGGACAUCGAAGAAGCAAGUGGCAACCUCCUCCAUCACAUCCCUCGUUGGUUGUCUCCUUUCCAGCUUUGUCUCUCACCUGACCCUAGAGGUCCCUGCUCUAGUUUACAUCAUUAUGUUUUGAAGCCAGUAAAUCUAGUAUUGGGGCAGUGCUUGAAUUACAGGGAGCUGAGGGUGCCUGGUCCCUCCAGUUACUGCUUUUAUAAGGCAAUGGAAGCAUGGUUGGCCAACCAUGGAAGUUGAGGUUUUCCUACUUUCCUCUUCCCUCAACAUUUCAAGCACUGUGUGGAGGGAGAUAAAGGAAAAUUGAGUAACAUAUGAGUUUCUUCUAAAUUCUCCUGGAAGAAUAAAUAAACCACACCAUGUCUUAUUUAAAAAUGCUGUCGAUCAUUUAGCUACUUGGAGCUCACAAAGAUAUAAAGCUCUGGGAGAGAAAGAGAGGUUCCAGUGUGUACUUUGAGUUGGUUUCCUUUAAAUGAAGUGACUGGAGGCAUUACUGUGGUAAAAGUUUUUAUUUUCACAUAUAUGUAGGUUGAGUAUAAGCUGAGGGUUCACAGCAUUAACACUCCCAACAGAUUCUACUCCCGCAUUCAUGGUUUUUUUAGGGGCUACCAGUGUCACAGUAUUGGAUCCUUAUAAAGGACAAGUUGGGCCUCUGUGUCUCUUUCUACCUUAGUCCCCUUAAAGGUAAAGGUAAAGGGACCCCUGACCAUUAGGUCCAGUCGUGACCGACUCUGGGGUUGCGGCGCUCAUCUCGCUUUAUUGGCCGAGGGAGCCGGUGUUUGUCCGCAGACAGUUUCCGGGUCAUGUGGCUAGCAUGACUAAGCUGCUUCUGGCAAACCAGAGCAGCACACGGAAACGCUGUUUACCUUCCCACUGGAGUGGUACCUAUUAUCUACUUGCACUUUGAUGUGCUUUCGAACUGCUAGGUGGGCAGGAGCUGGGACCGAACAACAGGAGCUCACCCCGUCGUGGGGAUUCGAACCGCCAACCUUCUGAUCAGCAAGUCCUAGGCUCUGUGGUUUAACCCACAGCGCCACCCGUGUCCCUUUAGUCCCCUUACUACCAGUUUAUUGCUCGCUUUCACAUCUACACUUUGAUGAAAUCACUUCCCACACGAAGAGGGUAAGCUUAGCUCUGAUUCCCAAAUUGUUCUCUCCUUCCUGAAGAAUCCAUCCUUUGAGAGGCACCUCCUUGAGGAAAACAAGAUAGUUGACCCCUCUGUCAGUGUCAUCAAGAUAAUCUUCAGUGAUGCUGCUGGUUCCAUUAACCUCCGCUGACCAGACCGCUGCAACAGACCCGUCUGGUAACUUUCAGACUACUGCCUCCUAAUCAAUGAGUAUGUACUGAUCUAGAAGUAAGCCCUAUUAAUUAGGAUUGCACCUUAAAUGAAUGAGUUAAAAAAUAUUUGACCAGGAACAUGAAGAAAUCAUUAUCAUCUAUGGGUGGUUGGAAAUAAGAGCAGGAAGUCACAAAAUUAGAAUCAGCUUAGAAAAAGUGAAGCCAAAAUAUCUAAAAAGAAAGUUUUAAAAAAACACAGGAAAUGUGGAAAUUUGUAGAAGAUAAAUGACAAUAAAUAAAAGGGGUUUUUGGAAAUCUCUAGGAAAUAAAGCAAUAAACUUUUGGGAUUUGCAUUUAGCAGCAGAUUUCAAAAGAAGUAAAUAUUACAUAAGGCAGGCGCUUUGACUGUACUCUAUUUGGCGCCUCCUAAAAGCAUUUUUGUUUAGACAAAUCUACCCAGAUUGCUGGUGUGUGUUUAGUUUAUUGCUGGUUUUAAUUUUUUAUUGUUUUAACUGUUUAUACCAAUAAUUUUAUUGAUUUAUUUCUUUUGUAAACUGCUUUGAGGGUUUUUAAAACAAUCAAACACUAUAUAAACUUUAUGAAAUAAAGAAAUAAAUAUUUUCUCUAAUUUUGUAGCCUAUCAAGUUUGUCAAAAACCUUAAGGAAUAACUUUAAACUUAUUGCUGUACUCUGGAGUAGUUCUUAUGACAUAAAUGUAAUUCCUACAAAGUAAGUAGUCUGAGACCUUGUAAGAAAAGCCUCAUGAACUAUGUGUCAUAAUUCCAUGGAAACUGAACAGCUCUGACAACAUUGCAACUCUGAGCGAGUGAAUCCCAAAGCUAAGCAAAUGCACAGACCUAAACUAAAAACAGCAGUCAAAGGGAAAGCUAGAGUGAAAAGUUCUCAGCCCUUUCCAACUUUGUAGAUGCUGCACUUUGUAUGAGUCCUUGCUUUCUUUGCAUGCAUGCAUGAUGGAAUCGGUGUGAUGUGCUAUCACAGGACCUAUUGUACACACAUGGUUUGCCUUCUGUAUGAAGAAUGAUUCCAGAGUCUGCAAGGUUGGCAGCUUUUCUGUAAAUUGAAACCAUUUUAACAUGUAUAUAAAGAUUUUCAUGCGUGGAGAUCUGCAUUGUCGCCACACAGUAAUUGCGGCAGAUCAGUGUUUGUUUCCGAUCAGUUAGCAGCUGCAAAGGUAAUUGGAACCUGCCAGAUUCCGGUAAGCAUGGCUUUUUGAAAAAUUGAAGUUGGUUCUGCUGUUGGUGAAUCACAAAUAUACUGCUAAAUUUUACCUUGUGAGAAGUUCAGCAGUAGUCCUGGUAUAUGCCUGGACUAGGCAGUGGGGAAUGUUGGAACUCUUUUCUUUCUGUUAAUGUGCUUAGCAUGUUUUAUUUAUAUGCAAUGUGGAUGUCAUUUCCACUCGAUUGACCACUACCCCCUGCAACUCAGAAGUAUCUCUUCAGGGUUUCUGGUUUCCUUUUGAUAGUCUACAGUAUCUCCCCUUAAGCCUGAAAAUGUAUUGGAAGAAAAUCUGGAGCUAUUUGAUGCUGACAUGCGAUUUUUGCUUUUAAUUUUAAGAGGGAGAAUAAACCACAAGUUUCUUUUAAAGUAUCAGUUGGUUAUUAUUAUUUUUUUGUGAGGUUUGGACUUGGUUGUUUCCCCCCCCCCCUUGGAAACUUUCGAGGAUUUAAUGCACUAAAUAUGUUUACCAGCAGUGUUUGGAAGCACAACAUUGCAGCUUUUUCUAAUUUUCAUUGUCAUCAAUAUCCCACAAUCAUUUCCACUUUAAAAAGACAGCCCAAUCAUAAAUGUGUUUACUCAGGGCUUCUUCUUGUUUUUUUAAGCUGGAACUUGCCAGAACUCAGUCCUUGCACCUCUCAGGUGGGUGCAAUUGCCAUUCUAAGAAAAAGAGGGUGUUCAAGGUGACUUCUGGUACUUCUUUUUCGAGAAAAAUAGCACCGUGUUUAUUUGGAAACAAGACUCACUGGGUCAAACUGUUGCUGACUUCCUUGUAAUUAUAAUGGCAGCCAUGGCAUCAUGCAGAAUUCCUACACUUAAUGGCCAGGAAGUAGCAAACUAUAUCUUCAUACAAAUUGGCAGCCACACAUACCCCCACCCUUGACAUAGCAAACCACUUUUGAAACUGAGGUGACAAUUUUAAAAAUCCUAUGACGUGGCAUAAACACCUGCUGUUCAAGGUGUGUGUGUGUUCUUAAAAUCCUACAGGCUUCUGGGUAUGCUUGAGUUAGCAAUUUGGAUGCAAGUCCAAUGUUCCUACAUCCCAUGCUGAAUAUCACUGGUGAUUCAGCAUAUAGGCUGAAGCUGUUGAUUCUUUGAUGAUGAUGACAUAAACAUUUUUUUAAUAGUACCAUAGAGCACAAAGUAUAAUAUAAUAGUGGGAUUUAAAACCUAUACAGCUUUUCUAUUUAACCUUUAUCAUUUAAGUUUGAAAAUAGUAAGGAUAAUUUUUUUCAGGGGGGUGGAGGAACUGAACCACGUUUUUUUUCAUUCUGCGUUUCCCAUUGCUAAUAGCAAAGUUAUAUAGUAACACAAUCCACAAAAUAAUGUUCCCGAUAGCCUCUGUUUAGGAAUGAAUGACAGCAAGAUUAAGUGGAUUUGUCUUUUUGCUAUCAGCUCCAUCCCAGCUUAUUAACCAAGCCAUGUGAAAAGUUUUUUUUUAAUAAAACAAAACAAUUUAUUUCUCUCAUAUUUCUUUCCCUAGGAAGCUCUACUACACAUAAGGUUUGUGGCUGAAUUAAUCAUGUUUAUCUCCAGAGACAAUCCAUGGUUUCGUUUUACCUUUAUGAAAGUUCAUAGGAAGUUCAUAACUGGAUGGCCAUAACUAUUCUAUGGAGAGAAGGCCAAAGGAAAUGUCACAAGGAGUUCUGUGAUUCUCUCUGCUGCAUUUUUCCCCCUUAACCAAAAUCAGCUGAAGGAGAUUUGACCUGGAAUGUGAUCAGAAGGGAAAGGGUUUAAGUCUACUAGGAUUUGCAGGUGCUCAGGUUGCCUUUGGUUUAAACCAGGCAUAGGCAAACUCGGCCCUCCAGACGUUUUUGGGACUACAAUUCCCAUCAUCCCUGACCACUGGUCAUGUUCGCUAGGGAUCAUGGGAGUUGUAGUCCUAAAACAUCUGGAGGGCCAAGGUUGCCUAUUCUUGGUUUAAAGAAACAGACCCAAAGCAUAGGAGAAUGAAUCACAGACACCUUGCAAUUUGCCUCUUAUUUUAUGUACAAACUUUUUUAACAGCACCUUUCUUGGUAAAAUGAUUUAUGUGAACACUAUUCUUGCUGCUAUGUAUAGAUUCAUAUCGGAAUUUAACUGCAAAGGUGGCAGAAAUGGCUGCGAAAAUGGGUGCACAUCAUUUUAUAACCACCGAAUCUAGGUUUCUUAGUAGGUUUCAUAGGCUGACGCCCAAUGUGUGAUGCUAAAAACUUACAUCUGUGCACCAAAAGUCUUUGUGUGCUUUCAAAUUCAGCAAAUUAGAACUGGAGGAAAAUCAUUAGAUUUUGUGCUUUUAUUUGCUGUUUAUUUAAUUGAGAACCAGCAGCAACACUGGCUGCUAAGGGCAGAGAUGUACAUCUUAACACAGCUGAUGUAAAUCUUUAGAGUUAAGGAAAUUUGGAUAUAUAUGCAGGACAUAGAUGGAAGGCCACCUCAGAACCUCAUGCCUGUCCCUCUGAAAUCCUUGAAAAGGGGCAGAGGAUUUAGAAGCUUAACAAAUAGAAGAUAACCAGCAUUUUUGCUGGAGGGAGCAAGUCAGUUCUGCUGCAGUGAACCACAUAGGCAGAUAACACUUGCGAUUAAGGUGCUUCAGGAGUGUUUAAUUUCAGUUACUUCAACAGAACACCAGUGUGGCCAGCCUACGCAAUGGAGAAAUGGAACAUCUUUCCAGGUCCUGGUGCUGUAGGGGAUCCGUUAAUUCAUCUGUUCUAUUUUAUGCACAGCUCACGAGGUCGUAGGCAGCUCCUAACCAUGAAUCAACCUGGAGUCUGCCGCUAUGGCUCUAAGCUUGACUGCUGCUAUGGCUGGAAACGGAAUAGCAAAGGGCACUGUGAAGGUAAUAGCAACAACCUUUCAUUCCCUUGUCUCCAGAAAUAUAUCCCUAAAUUUGAAUGGAUUUGACUUCCUGACGGGCCUGCCAGUGGUUUCGAAAAUAAAGAAAUGAAAGCUGCAUAGUUCUGUUUGAGGGUUUAAAAUGACAAGACAGGGUUAAGUGAAAAUGUUCUGUUGCAAAAAAAAAAGUAUUCUGAUCAUUUUAACUGAUUUGCUGUACAGCACAGAACAACCAUUAAUCAUUUAACAGAUGCCACAUACCAUACUCUAUCCAUUUAUAUACAUGGAUGAGAAGAAAACAGUCCAUUAAUAUUAACUGGUACAUAUCAUAUUAGCACUAUUGUAGUAAUUACCACAGCACAUAGCAUCACAAUUACUAUAUGAAAAAAAUGCAAUUUUCUGUUUAUUUUUAACUUGUGGUAUAAUGCUUCAUCUUGUUUCCACCCUCCCUUCUAUUAGUCCUGGGCAGAUGCUGUACUUUCCAGGGUAGCCAAAAUUCCUGAUUUCCUGGGCUCAUUCCAUAACAAGUUCACAAAUGUAGCUCAUGGAAGAAAAGAGCUGCAGCUAUUAUACAAAAUGAACCACAUAUCUUGGAGGAGUCUAAGUUGUGACUUGUAGAGUCCACAAAUAGAAUAGAAUAUAAAACAAAAAGUUUUAUCCUAGGAUAGAGUUGCCCAACUAGCCAGAAGACAAGCAAAUAAAAUGGCUUGUGUGAUUUCCCCCACAUCCACAGAUACUCUGCUUUCAUUUGGACAACAACAGUAAGGCCGAAAGUGGGGUCUUGUCGUCUGGGCAUACACACUGUCCAGGCCUGCACUCCGGGGAGGUCACUUCAGUGCUGCUAACAUAGUUGUUUCACUUCACACCAAGAGCCACACUCCAUUCAUUCACUCAUUCAUUCAUUUUGAUUUGCACAUGUGUGCCAGGGAGAUGUGGCCUAGUGGAACUAGCUUUGCACCCAUGUGAUGCAGGCAUAGUUUAAAAUGGCUCCUGUGUACUGCUGAAGAUGGUGGAUAGGUGACACAGGAAGGAAGGCAGUGAGUGCAGUGACAACACCAUUUGAAGACAAGCCUAGUGUUUCCUGGCAGCCUCACCCCACUUAGGGAAAAGAAAAGGUUGUGGCAGGGAGUACUGCUUAAACAGUCAGGAAGGUGGAGCCAGAAAUGCUCAUCUCAGGUCAGAUCCAGUAUUAUUAUUAUCUUCUUAAAUUAAAUUUCAAUACAGUGGUACCUUGGUUUACGAUCAGUCCUGUUUAUGAACUAUUCGGUUUACGAACUCCACAAAACCGGAAGUAGUGUUCCUGUUUGCGAACUUUAGCUUGGUCUAAGAACGGAAGCUGAACGGUGGAAGGCCACUGGCAGCGGGAGGCCUAAUUAGGGAAAGCGCGCCUCGGUUUAAGAAUGGAUUUGGUUUAAGAACGAAGUUCAGAAACCGAGGUACCACUGUAUUGCCUUUCAUCCAAUGACCACAGGCCAGUUUACAUUAUUAAAACACCAAAACAGAUAACAUAGAAACAACUAAAACACCCUCCCCCCAGUUUAAUAGGCCAAAGAUUGUAUAAUUAGCUGUGGCCUGGGAGAAGAGGAAUGUUUUUGCUUAGUGCCUAAAGAUCUGUAGCAAAGGCGCCAGGAGAGAACGUUCCACAAGUGAGAUGCCACCACAGAAAAGGCCUUUUCUCAUGUUGCCGCCCACCGGACCUCACAUGGAGGAGGCUCAUGAAGAAGGACCUCAGCAUCUUCUCUGUGCUUGAUGAAAGAAAGAAACUGUGUUUCCUGCAGGCUUAUUUCCUUGUGUUUUCCCCAUCAUGCUCAGCUGUGUGGUGAAUAUGUGAGCUUUGACCUGUAUUCUUUGGUCUGGCUUACUUUCUUGAUACAUAUAGGUUAUUUUCCAAUUCUGGUACUGUUACAGUCUGGAUUGCAUUGGGAUAUGUGGAGCCCUGGUAUGAUAUGUGUAUAGUAUUGCUUGGUGCUAGGAUUCCUGUGAACAUACGCAGUAGUUGUAUACCUUAGAAUAAAUUUUAAAAGAACCUUUUAUGGGCUCUACCCAUGAGCUCCACCCAUUACCCUUCUUUAUUAUUAUUAUUUUAAGAAGAUCACUAUGGGAUUUCUAUGCUCAGUUUUUACCCCAAAGCUGUAGUGUUAGAAAUUAAAAUACCACAGGGAAAAUGCAACCUUUAAGCAAGCCAUGCAGAGGUAUUUAUAGCCAGGUGCUUUUGAUUAAGUGGCAUAUGUUGUCCUCAGGUAUUUAUGUUAAAUGGAGUAUUUGCUAGAUUUUUAACUGUCUAGCAUCCUAAUGCAAAUGCACCUGAGGAUUAUCUGUGUUGUUUUCAGCCCUCUGGAGAAUUACUUCAAUGAAGAACCUAUGGUUAUUUAAUGACUUCUAAGAUUUUAAUAAAAAAUAGUAAAAACACAAGGGAGAGGUUGAAAUCUUUCUCCAGCUGGAGUCUGGCAAAGCUGAAUGAACUAAUAAAAUGUUGACUCUUGGAAUCGUCUCUUUCGUAGACGCUGCAUCUGCUGUCCUGAUGAGCUUAGCUUUGAAUAUAUGGGGCAGAUGAACAAAAGUUCACAUCAUAAUUGAUAUGCUCACCAGACUGUUGUCCAAUCAAAAUAGCUGCCAAAAGAGCUUUUUCUCCUUGAACCUUUAUUAAUGCAUGUUGCAGAUAAUAGCUCUAGUUGAAAGCAUUGCCAUCUGUUGAAUAGAGAAGUCCUUUAUUAAUAAUUUUUGUAUUGUUUGUAUAACCCCAGUUCAGCUGCUUGAGUAUAUGGUGUGCUAAGAAUGGAUAAUAAUGUGAAGUUCUUUUUAAAAAAGCAAGGAGAGCUUCCCACCAAAAACCAAUAGAAUAUCACUGACUAGUAUCCAUUUUUCAAAAGCUUUACAUUCUUCUCUUGGCAGAUAUCUGGUUUGAGUCCUGCAUGAUAUAUGGUGAAUAUAUAAAUUAAGAUGCAGACGUUAUGUGCAUCUUAACUUAUGUACCUUGGUUCUCGAACGCCUUGGUAUUUGUACAUUUUGGCUCCCGAACGCUAAAAACCCGGAAGUAAGUGUUCCGGUUUUUGAGUAUUCUUUGGAACACGAACAUUCGACUCAGCUUCCGCAGCUUCCGAUUGAGUGCAGGAAGCUCCUGCAGCCACCUUGGUUUUUGAACGUUUUCAGAAGUCGAACGGACUUCCGGAAUGGAUUACAUUUGAGAACCAAGAUACGACUGUGUUGUUUUUUCUUUAUUACACUGUUCCUUUCAUUAGACUACUUUUGGUCAGGAUUUUUAUAAUAAACACCUUUUUCAUUAAACCAUUUGGAACAAAUGAUGGCUUAAAUUGCCAGAUAUUGAUGUCUGAUAGAUUUUAGAAUAACAUUUUGGGAGACUCUGAAAUUCAGUCAUGUUAAGUUUGGAAACUUCUGAACAGUGGCCAAGGACUUCUAAAGGAUUCAGCUAAAAAACAAACUAAAUUCCACAUGUAGAAGACUCUUAUUCUGUGGAGUGGAAACCUAAACUCUGUGACCAAAAGCCUUAUAGAUUUAAAUAUAUGGGUAGGAGAUAUAGAAAUAUGGUGCGUAUUUUACCUAACCUUGACUGCAGAAGUGUCACUGGGCAUGUGAGCGUGUUAUGGGAGAAACUGCAGCAUGGGACUGGAGUUUUUUGCAGGGUGGGGAGCUGGGCAUUGAAAGAGUUGAGGCAAGUGAUUCAAACAUGCCUGUCCCUACUCUUUUUGUGGAUGGAUUAGCUGCAUGAAUUUCUAGAAGUUCAGAGCCAGUUCAUCAUCCCACCUCUACUUCAUAUUUUAGGAUUCGCUCAAAAGCCAGGUGGCCCCUCCCUCAUGCAGUCAGCUUAGGAGGAGUGUGAAGCUGCCAGUCAGAAGUCCACAUGGAAGUAUUUGCAUAGAAGGACAGUCCUCAGUUAGAAGGCACCCUUUAUUUGAAGGACUGUCUAAUUUAACCCAUUAUAACAUCACCUGGGUGGCGGUCUGAAAAGGUCACCUGAUCCCAGGUUUCUGUGCUUACAGUGAGAUGUGUUUCUGUUUCAAGUAAAUUAAUUAUUUAAAGCAUGUGUACCAGAGCAGCUUACAUACAAUCUGUUAAACAGGGUUUCCCAAACUUGGGGACUCCAGCUAUUUUUGAACUACAGUUCCCAUCAUCCCUGACCACUGGUCCUGCUAGCUAGAGAUGAUGCAGUUGCAGUUCAAAAACAGCUAAAGUUCCCAGUUUGGGAACCCUGAGUUAAAACAAGAUAGUCUCUGCCUACAAGCUUAACAGUCUAAAAGAUAUAACACCCAGUGAAAAGGGGUGUGGAGGGGAAGGGGGAGGGAAGCAAACUCAGGUGCCAAUCAUUAAAGUCAAAACAGUAGUGCUUGGCUUGGCGACAGUCCACAGUUCAGGGAAAGGAAGCCGUUGGUGGAGUCUUUCAGCAGAGCUGAUGGAAAGAGCCCUGCUUCUCGCCUCUCCCACCGAAGCAGCCUGCUGGAGUAGCUGCUACUAAAAUUACAGUACAGUGGUACCUCGCAAGACGAAUGCCUCGCAAGACAAAAAACUUGCUAGACGAAAGGGUUUUUUGUUUUUUGAGCUGCUUCGCAAGACGAUUUUCCCUAUGGGCUUGCUUCGCUUGCUUCGCAAGACGGAAACGUCUUGCAAGUUUGUUUCCUUUUUCUUAACACCGUUAAUACAGUUGCGACUUGACUUCGAGGAGCAACUCAUAGAACGCGGUGUGGUAGCCUUUUUUGAGGUUUUUAAAGACUUUGGUGGUUUUUGAAGCUUUUCCAAAACUUUCCCGACACCGUGCUUCGCAAGACGAAAAAAAUCGCAAGACGACAAAACUUGCGGAACAAAUUAAUUUCGUCUUGCGAGGCACCACUGUAAUUAUUUAUACAUUUACAGACAUAAAUAUACAUUAGCACAUGCAGGUUAUAUGCAAAUAUCUGUGCCCUCCCUUUUCUGGUGAUGAAUUUCCACUUUUUUGGCAAUGUGCAAUGAAUGAGUUUAGUAAUAAAAGACAUACAAAUACUGGCAUCUCUUUUUUUUUGUUUUGUUAAAAAGUGUGGCACUUACUAUAAAUAAUAAAUUAUUAUUAUUUAGGGAAGCUUUUAAUGUUUGAUGUAUUACAGUAUUUUAAUAUUUUUUUGGAAGCCGCCCAGAGUGGCUGGGGAAGCCCAGCCAGAUGGGUGGGGGGUAUAAAUAAUAACAACUUCAUGAUGAGUACCGGCACCUGUUUUUCUAGAAAAAAGGCACUGAGUACAGGUAAGAGUAAAACCUGCUCAUGGUCACCAGUUGAUCUGAAUGUGUAUUGUAUAUGUAAUGCCUAAUACUUCACUAGACCACUGCUGAAGCGACAGAUUAAUUGAAUUUCAGAUUGGCAUGGAUUUUUUUGGGGGGGGGGGAUAUUGGAAGCAAUCAUUAACUUUGCUGUUAGUCAUACCCUGUAGGAAGAAAAUCUAAUAAAAGUGAAAAGACUUCAGUUGUGCAGAAAGAUAGCUGUAAACUCUCAGAAAGUAGGAUUUUUGGCAAGCAGGCAUUGUGAUGCUUGGGUGGUAUAUUAGAUUCUGAUAUGGAAAAGUGUUCAGGUCCAAAUGUGAGCCUCUUUAUUCCUCCUGAGCUCUCACUAUAAUUUCCAGGGGAAAUUAAGUCACUCCAGAAAGAAUUUGGAUCUCCAGUAACCUGAAGCAAAUCUGGCAAUGAUUGGAAACAAAAUCAAAUCAGCAACAUUACGUUGAAAUAAACAUUUUCUGGAGAACAUUUAUUAAAUUCCAUAGUAAACAGGAAAGAAAAGAAGUAGGGGAAAGACAAUGUUAUAUUCCAAAGAACAAAUCAUAUAUAACACAAUUACAAGUGUUCUUGGGGUGAGUUUCUGUUGGUUUGAUUUGCUAAAGUACAAAGUACUUGGUUGUUGUUUUUUAAAAGCUUACCCAAAUUCUAAAUACAUGUGGACAUUUUUCAGACCAAGGAAUUAGACAAACUCUGCUUUUGGUCUUCUUAAAUCCUUUUCUUAUUAUCACUGUUUUCAAAAUAAUAAUAAUUCUGAAGAAUAUACCAGUUGGGCUAUUUUUCUUCUGCGUUUUCACUCCCUGUUUCUCUUUUCCUCCUUCUACAGCUACUUGUGAACAUGGGUGCAAAUACGGUGAAUGUAUGAUGCCAAACAAAUGUAAAUGCUUUCCUGGAUUCACAGGCAAAACCUGCAGCCAAGGUAUGUACAAUUUAUCAUUUUUCUUGUAAGCUGUAUGCUUCAGCUGUUGCAUACUUUAUUCUCCAGCAGCAGCAUGUACAUUCUUCAGGAGAUGCACAUCCCUGCAUUUCGGGGAGACCCUUUGAAACGUCAAAUGGUUAUUUCUAUUAUAUUUAGAUCAAAGACCUCCUCCCAUCCCAAUACACACACACACACACACACCUUUAAUUUGAGUAUGAAGUUGCAGUGAUUUGGGUUCCUGCAACUACAACAGUCACAUUGUGUUCUUAUAAGAACAUCUGGUGCCUCUUUCUAAGUGUAAGAAAUACAGCUUAUAGGCUAAGGAAUCUUGGAAUCAACUCAAGCUAACACCACUUCUGGCAUCCCACUACUGUAUUUAGCUAUGCAUUCUCUGUGGGCUAGGAGAAGCUGUGCUCUGGCUUCCAAGGCCGCAUGAAUAAGGGAGCAGAGUCUGAUGUCAUUAAAGCUGGACUGCAACGGAAGGCCUGCUCAGAAGAACUCUGGCUUUACGGGAGCUGCAUGACUGCAGUGUCCCAUGAAGGGUGUAUGCUAGUUUUUUCUUGAUGAAAUUUACAUGUUUUACUAUCGGGCAGGAGGCAAAGAAGUGACAGCAUAAGCAGAAGAGCCAAAUCUCCCCUUGUCUUUUUUUCCUGUGCUCAAAAGCAGCUGCUGGAGGAAGUGUGACUUUUGGAUCAGUACAGCAGCUGUGGAAAAAUGGCCGCCCUCUGCGCCUGCCUUUUGUACUUGCCUUUUGCACUGUUUCCAUGAUUAAAGUCACCCCUUGACUGAAGCUGGUAUUCAAAGUGAAGUAGGGGGAGAAAUUUAUACAGUGGUACCUCAGGUUACAGACGCUUCAGGUUACAGACUCUGCUAACCCAGAAAUAUUACCUCAGGUUAAGAACUUUGCUUCAGGAUGAGAACAGAAAUCGUGCUCCGGUGGCGCAGCAGGAGGCCCCAUUAGCUAAAGUGGUGCUUCAGGUUAAGAAUGGACCUCCGGAACAAAUUAAGUACUUAACCCGAGGUACCACUGUAAUAUGUAUAUCUGUGUGUAUCCCCUGCUCUGUGCGCCAGUUAAAGUGACACACGAAUGCCCAGAUGCCCCCAGUGCCAUGGCUCCAAUCUUCUUCAUCUCCUUUUCAUCAAAGGAAAGGAUGUCAAGAGGUCUGAUCAUAGGUCUUGAAUAUAUCAUAAAGUUUGGCUUCUAAGUUUCAUUUAUUUGGAUGAGAGAAAUAUGAGCAUAUGACUAACCUUGGCUAGACUGCUGAAUUGGAGCAAACGGCAAUUCAGGACCUAUACCUAGAAAUGUGGAGCGAACAUGAACGAGCUCAGUGUCUGCUAUAUGUGCCUCCCAUUAGCUGCAAUGGAUUUUUACACUAAGCAAUGCAUGUGUGCACACACGGCAGUUUAAACUGGAUUCAGGGCAUCCCAUAGGUGCAUGUUUUCGCUUUGUCCUCAUCUUUGUCCACAGCUUAACAUUUCCAGUCAAUUAAUUCAGAUGUUUCUGAUCCGUGCAUAAGCGGGGGGUGGGGGUGGUUCUAAUGUAAAAUCUCAGGUUACCUGAGUGUGGGUACACAGAAGUGAAUUGUGUGGGUGUGACUUUUCAACAUACGUGGUGAUUUUUUUUUCUGGGUGCUAACCCUAACCCGCGAUGGGGUAAGCUCCCGUUGCUUGGUCCCUGCUCCUGCCAACCUAGCACUUCAAAAGCAUGUCAAAGUGCAAGUAGAUAAAUAGGUACCGCUCCAGCAGGAAGGUAAACGGCAUUUCCGUGCACUGCUCUGGUUCGCCAGAAGCAGUUUAGUCAUGCUGCCCACAUGACCCAGAAGCUGUACACUGGCUCCCUCAGCCAAUAAGGUGAGAUGAGCGUUGCAACCCCAGUCGGUCACGACUGGACCUAAUGGUCAGGGGUCCCUUUACCUUUAACCCUAACCCUUUGUUUCCACUUGCUCAUCACUUGAGCUCUACCUAUCCAUUUUGUCUCCAUCAGCACAAAGGAAAGGGUGUCACAUGCCUAUUACUGUUGGUUGUUGCUGAAGGUUCCUUGGCAGUGGGAAGAGAGAAAAAAAAGUUAAAACAGCUGUUUUCUGUUGAACUGCUCUUCUGCAAAACAGCUGUAUUAAAAAUAAAAUUGGCUCGUGCAGGUACAGCAGAUGGGGAAGGGGAACAAAAAUACUGUCUGCAAAUCCCUUUCUCCCAAAUCGCUCUCCCUGUCCUGCCUUGUCCGUUUUGUAUUUGUGUGUGAAAUGUGCAGCUAAUGUUCUUCUUCUGAGCCACAACACAGCUUUCCGUGUUGGGAGGGAGCAAGGCUAUGGAAAAUGGAGGCACUUUGUGUCUUUGCCUGCCAGCCAUUCUUCCCCUGGCAAGACACACCUUUGUGGGUUGCCGGUUCUCUACCUGGUGGUGCUGGGUGGGACACACAAAUAUAUAUUUAUUUUUGAAGCUGCUAUUUUGCGUGAGUGUGUAAUUUGGAAAAAGAUGCUGCUGCUGUUUUGCCCACUGUGAAACAUUGGCUCUGGUGAAACUUUAUUACUAUGUUAUUCCACAGACAAAACAGUUCUUUAAAACAAAAGGUGCGCACUCACAGGUAAGCAAAUACCUGUGUGUGUACCCCCAAUGGAGCUCAGGUUUCCACAACUUCUGGAGGCCACAGAAUUAGUAGCUUGAGGGGAGAGGACAAUGUCACUCAGCAUGAUACAGCCCAUAAAACACCACCCACUAGUAUGGACAGGAAACAUUGAGACAGAUUUAAAUGGAACAUUCUGGGGGGUGGUCAAAGCAUGGAUAAAUUGGAUCCAUGCUACACACAUGUGCAUUAACACCCUGGUGUGUGCACAGCCAAAUUGUCCUCGCUCUUUUCUUUCCUCUCCAGUUUCCCUAGGGUAAGAGCUAUUUAAAUCUUCCAGUCAAUAUGUAGAGGCCGGGGUUUGCCAUCUCAGAACUUUCUACAGUGGAAAUAACACUCAAAAGUUAUCUUAUCCAAAGUGUCUGUCCACUCUAAUGUAGAGGCUACACAUGUGCCAUCAGUUGCCAGAGCUGUGUGGUGGUUUUGCAGAGGCUGCAUGUAUUGCAAGGGCAAUACAUGUAAAACAAUGCUGAGUUAUUUUGUCUGUCUUGGGGAAACUUUUUCAGCCUGAAGGUGGAUUCUGCUAUGGGCGGUAGUACAGGGACUAGCAAAUAUCCUCCAUCAUCCAAGUAGAAAGUCAAAAUAGCUCCUCAACUUCAUGAAGGCUUAGGGGAUGUGGGUUAGGAAGGCAUGUUGAUUCCUCUCCACUAGUCUCUGGAAGCAGAGAGGUGUGAUGAAUGCGGCUGGGCCAUGUCGUAACAGAGGCUAAACACUUGGCCUGGGAGUUCUCCUGCCAGGAGUUUGGUGCGUAAAGCCCUGAAACAAAGAGUGGCAGGAUGAAGGUGGCUUUCUAUCCAAAGUCCCAUGGGUUCAAUUCUCAGGCUCUGCAGCUACACCAACCUGGAGCUGGCACACAGCAAAAAAUGAAAACUGCCUUUUGCGCUACAUUCCACGCUGGCUGGCAUGAGCUGGCAUUGUUUCAAAUGUAGUGGUGGCACCAUGAAUGCCAGCUACCCUCAUUAGGACUUUUCUGCUUUGCGAAGAUUUAUUUUCAGGUUAUGAAAAUUUGCUUAGGAGUGAACCUAGACCUCCAAAUUUGCCAGAUGGUUAAAACAAAGUAUUUAAAACUGGCAAGCUGGCAUUUCUUCAUACCAGUUUGUCGUUACAGAUUUAAAAAACAUUUUUAAAAAAUUCUCUCUGUUUUUAAAAAAACAAAACAUGAAAGGAAAACAAAUAAAAGCAUACCCACAUUUGUAAUCUCUGAAAAUUGAAUCCUGUCAAUGUGUCCAUCAGAUUGAAUUAAAGACUGCUUUUCUACAUAAAAGAAAACCACGAGGAAAUAUAACUGACUGGUUAAGAUCAAUAGUAAAGGCCACUGGAAAGCAGACAAUAAGCAUUUUCAUUGUUCUAGUAGCAAGGCAGUAUGCCUGCCUAUUCAGGAAGUAUAUGAACUUCAAAACAGAAAAGUUGAUUUAGAUCAAUGAUAUAAAAUUGAUGCUUCAAGCUUGGCUUUAAAUCAUUGAUUUACAAUGGCUUAAUAAAUCAUCCAGCCACAGGCAGGUAAACGAACUAACUUGUAAAAGAAAUUUACAUUUCUUGUUUUCAGUUACAGUGGUACCUCUGGUUACGUACUUAAUUCGUUCCGGAGGUCCGUUCUUAACCUGAAACUGUUUUUAACCUGAAGCACCACUUUAGCUAAUGGGGCCUCCCGCUGCUGCCGCGCGAUUUCUGUUCUCAUCCUGAAGUAAAGUUCUUAGCCCGAGGUAAUAUUUUUGGGUUAGCGGAGUCUGUAACCUGAAGCGUAUGUAACCUGAAGCGUAUGCAACCCGAGGUACCACUGUACAGAUAUUUACCAUACCUAACUGAGAACCUCUGAGCUCUGGAGACAAGACUACGUGGCCAUUCAGCAUAUACACAACAGUGUAGCAGCUGUUUUCUUUCCUCCCUUCCCAGUACAAUCUAUCUCUUGGUGUAAGACCCUUCCCCAGAUUCUGUCAGGUGUGGUGGGAACUUCCUGCUAGCGCUCCUAGCACACAGCCCAGCAGAUGGUCUCCUGAAUUCUUUCUUUCAAGAAUCUGGCUCGCUUGAAUCCUGGAGACAUUUUCUCCAUGUGGGAAUUUAAGCCGUAAAAUAGGAACUGCAAUAAGCUAUUUUGUUUUCUUCCAAAGAUCUACAAACUCAUUCCCACCCCCACCCCCAAUUAUUUCUGCAGAUAUCAACGAAUGCGGAUUGAAGCCACGUCCUUGCGAGCACAGAUGUAUGAACACGCAUGGCAGCUACAAGUGCUAUUGUCUCAAUGGGUACAUGCUCAUGCCCGACGGCACAUGCGCAAGUAAGUGGCGGAUAUUACACAAGAUGCAGCACGUGAGAUGGGAGUCAAGCCCAUAUUGUAACUAAUCAUGAAAUAACCUGUGCCUCAUAGUAUGAAGCAGCUGGUUAAUUUAUACUGUUACGAGUUGGUGGUCGUGGUGGUGGGGAGUAGGCCGUAUGCCAAGAUGCUGGAAUGCUUGGGUAAAAUUUAAACAAGAUCAGCAUUAGGCAAGCUUACCAAGAAAAGGCCUAUUUACAUUACAGGUGCCACAACUGAAAAGGCCCUCUCACCAGUCACCACCUGCCUAAGCUCAGGUGCCUAACCUGGGACAUACAAUGAAGAACUUAAGGUUCAUGCAGUCUCAUGUGGUAGACAUGGUCCUUCAGGCAUGCAGGCCCCAACCAAUUUAGAGAUCCACAGAUAGCUAGUAUUACGUUGAACUAUGCCCUGUGAAAUGGAACAGCAACCCAUUUAGCUGUUUUUAAAACUGGCGGUAUGGUUUUGCCACAGCGGUUCCCACUGCCAAAGAGACAAACCACUUUUUAAAUCAGAGGCUUGUAUCUAUUUGGCAGUAGGAAUAGCAGUAGCCAAAUAGCUAAGGUAUAUGCUCAUGUUCCUCCUUCUUCUUCUUUGCAUGCCGGUGCAUUAAUGCUAUUAGGGAAGAGAUUUUAAGAUCAUUAUCAUCUGUUAAUGAAACAAAUCCUCUUACGCAGUUUUACCUAUGGCUUUGUCAAGUAACAUGUUUUUCAAGAUUCCAGGAGCUGUGCCAUGGUGAAUUGUCAAUAUGGCUGUGAAGAAGUAAAAGAUGACGUGCGAUGCUUGUGUCCAUCGAGCGGACUUCAGUUAGCGUCAAAUGGAAAAACAUGCAUAGGUACAUCAGCAUCCAUUUAUGCUCUUGCUGUCAUUAGCACAACGAUUCCAAGAAUCCAGCCUGUGCUUGCUGAACACUAUAGAAUGGCUAUACUUUUAGAGCAAGAGCAAGUAAACUUUUUGGCUUGGUGGGGCAGGUCCUUAUCUGUCCCCACUCCUGCAGGUGAACUUUGAGGCAGCACCAUAUGACUUUCACACAAACAAAUCAUGAUGAAUAAACAGGUGGUCUGGAACUGCCUGCAGAGUUUGGUGGGUUUUUGAAAGUCCCUAAAAACAAGUUUUUCUUCAUGUUUUUAGACAUCUAAUAUAUCCACUCUCCAACUGUGGCUAUGUGAGAAGCCCCAGGAGAAAUGGUCUGGAGGUUUCAUUCUUUUGGAAAGGGGAUACUUCCUCAUCCCAAUGGACUCCAGGGAUCUUUUAGAACCUAGGUGAAUCUUGACGAGCACAGGAAAUGAACUCUUAGCUGCGAUUACAGUCACUCAUAACCUUUCAAGCAGCCUAUUCAUUAAACACAUCAAACUGGAAGCAUAGCUUUGCAAAAGCUUGCUACUUUUGUCAUGGAUUUCAUGACAUGAGAGUAUUUUUAGGCACUAUAGAAUGAACCCUUUUGGAUUCUUGGCUCAGCUGUUAAACAAGAAACAUGCCACAGAAGGAAACACUACUCCUCUUCUCCCAAAUUUGUCUGUAUAAAUGGGAUUAUUACUGUCCCUGCCAUCCUCCCAUUGUUUAAUUAAUGUUUAUUUGAGGCUUUUGUCCACAGCAUAAAAUCGGGAAACACAGUUGAAAUCUAACAGCCAAGUUCCUCAUGCACUCAUGUUAGCUGUUUAUGUUUGCAUUUUCUUUAUUUAUAAAAUACUUCACUAUACUUGGAGCAAGAAAAAUAAUCCUAUCUGGUUGGGAGUUGAUGAUUCCAAAUUAAGGACUGCACUUUAAAAAUAAUUAUAGACAUCUGAGGUUUGUAACUCUCUGUUGUAUAUGGCAAUCGUUUAUCCAUAAUGCAUGUAUUUAUAGAAGGCGGGAAUUCUAGCCAGGCAUCCAUGUGAACAGAGUGUAAAUUGCUUUGUACUUUUUGUGUGCCCGUUCAAGCACUGAUACAAGCUGUUUCUGUCUUGAGACAAGGAGAAGAGGGUAGUUCUUUCAAGCCUGGAAAGGAAGAGGGAUGAGAGUAAAAUAGAAAGGGGGAAGGACUUGUCAGGGUCCCAAACACUUCUGUUCUAAGAAACUUGAAUGAAGCAUAGGAUAGGAAUUUAAUACAUAACCUAAAUUUACUAGGGACUGGAAAGCUUUGAACAUUUGCUGCAUAAAUCAGUGAGAUCGUUGAAUUUUGCUGAGAGUUCAGGUCCUGUAAUAAAAUAGGCAUGCACCUGUUGGAUAUUUAUUUAUUAUAUGUAUAGCCCACCUUCCUUCUUUGAUGGAACUGAAGGAGGCAUACAGUGGGGUUCCUAGGUAUGGGCCAAACUUGCUUAGCUUCAACAAAGUUGCUAUGCUAUUGCGUGCCUUCAGAUCAUAGCCUGGCUAUCAGAACAGUGGACAUGUGUUUUUCUUGGUAUGUGAUGUUGUGUCAGCUCUGAGUCUCAACUACUCAUUGACUUUCCAGAAAUCAAUCCUAACCAGCUGGCCUGGUAAUACCUAACAUUAUUUACACAGCCUAAGAAAGAGGUUCAGAGAUCUUAGGCAAUAAUUUAGGGUUGUUGCCGACUUCCAUCUAAGACAGAAUUUGGAACAAAAAAUGGGUCUUGGGGACAGGUGAGGAUUUGUUGAAAUCCUCAUGCUUACCCUGGUGUCUAACUAUGUAUGGCUUAGAGUGGCAUGCAUACAGGUGGAGCAUCAGGGGACAUAUUAUGGAUGGCAACUAUGCAGAAGGACUAGGCGGAUUUCAUCAGAAAUUGGUAGGCUUUAAUUGGGAUAAGCAAAAAUCAAGCUGGAUUCCAGAAAUGGAUUUUGCAUCUCUCUAGUAUGGGGUAUAUCAUUUCAGCAUUAGUCAUUUUAUUCACAAAUGUGACCAUUAAGGUUUGUUUAACCACCUUUAUCCUGAUACCUUUUCCUUGACCUUAUCAGAUUUCAUUUUAAUAUCUUAGAUAUUAAUGAGUGCUCCAGUGGGAAAGGUGUUUGCUCUUUUAACCGCAGAUGUGUCAACACAUUUGGAAGUUACUAUUGCAAGUGUCAAAUUGGAUAUGAACUGAAAUAUGUGAGUGGCCGAUAUGACUGUGUAGGUAAGAAUUAGAUUCUAGUUUUCCUCUCCUCUCGUAUGUGUGUACACAUGCACAUAUAUGUACAUAUUUUCCUUUUCUCAUAAACUUGACUGAUUUUGGUGUAUUUUCGACCUGUAGUAUAAAUUUUGCUUGUGCUUGUAUAAACUAAUGCCCUGGAAACCACUUUUGGACCACUUUUGGAACUUUAUUGAGUCUCUACUACCUAGUGGCAAAUAAAUUAAAAUAAACACCUCUCUUUAUAUAUUCUCUUUCUAGACUGAUAUGUGGAACCUAUAACACAAUAUUACAGAGUAUCCUCUCUCCUGAAAUGAGUACUGUCCUUCAGAGUCCCCACCACUCUUUCCUGCCAAGCAGAACAUUCCAUUCCCCGAUUCCUGCGCCCAAUAUUCCAGUUUUAUGUUUUCAGUUAUUACUCCACAUUGAGAGGCUACUCAGUAAAGUGCACCCUUGUGGCACUUUGGGGUGUGUUGGCUUCUUAGGUUUGGUUUUUUAAAAUUGUUGUACGUCUGCAAACCUUGGGAAUUCCUCCAACCUGAUAUCUCUUGUUUCUCAUUGGCCCUGUUUUGGCUACAAACUUGGUGAUACUCACCACCUGAAGGAAUGAUAGAGCAUUUCUUUGUAGCGUAGCUUAGAAAGUCAAAGGAGAGACUAACAUCAAUGAACGAUCAAGUCUAGGGAAUCUAAAAAUUUGUUUGCCCUGUGGAUGUGAGCUUAAUUUCUAAUGAAAAAUAGUUUCCAAGUCUGUUUUGAUGCCAUGUGGAUGACUGUAUACAAGACUUAACAUCUGUACAUGCAUUUGUCCUGGCAGACAACACUUUAUGCUUUGUAAUUAUUUUUGUUUUUUAAAAAAUCAAUAAAGUUUGUAAUUUUUUUUAAAAAAAAGUUUGUUUAGGAAUUCUCUGCCCCCUGCCUACUAGUUUUCGACCAAAUGCUUAUCCCUGUUAAUGGUCUACCUCCAGUCCCCAGAGUGAUAUAAACCAGAGAAAGACAAUAAAUGGGCAGUUUGUUCAAAUAGAAUUUUUGAAUUAAUACUCAUUUAUUGUUAAGAUCCCCUCCUUCUUUAUAUUCAUUGACAAAUGCAGUCUUUAACCAUAGCACUUACAAAGAGGCUUGCCAACAUUUUCUUCUGAUACGGUUCCUGUGCUUGCAUUACAGGCAGGUAUUAAACAGGUGCACCUUUUCUCAGCAUGAAAAUAAUGUUUAAUUUGUUUUAAAUCUCUGACUUCUCUCUGUCUUCAAUUAUUUGUUUUCUCUUGCCCCCCCCCGCCCCCUAUUCCUCUAGAUAUAAAUGAAUGUACUACAACUAUACCUAAGUGUAACAUCCACGCAGAGUGUCUCAAUACUCAGGGAUCCUUCAAGUGCAAAUGUAAACCAGGCUACAGAGGCAAUGGAUAUGAAUGCUCUGGUAAGUGCAAGAGAAGUGUCAUUGAUUUAUUCUAACACCUUUCUCAAAUGAUGGGAAGUUGGGACAUUUUCAGAAUGUACUAUGUCUUUUUGUUUCCUAUAAGAUCCUGUGAACUGCUGACUGCUAUCAGGAAUCUGGUCAAGGGGCAUCAUUAAAUUUCUCUUUUAUGCUCUUUUCUUUUCUGACAGUUGGUCUAGAAAUUUAAUAAACAAAUAACCAGAAAUCCUGGUAAAGUGUGGAAUUUGAGGUUGGGGUAGGAGGUAGAGAUACUUGAUACUCUGUCGAAGGUGAACAUGACCACAAUCUUCAUGUGGUUGCAUAGGUUCAACUUAUUUUAUAUUUGUUGCUUUGUUUUGUUGUUCUGGCUUUGGGAAAUCCGGGGGGCAUGACCCAUAAGUGCAUUUCUUUCUUUUGUAUUUACUGUGAAAUAAGAACAAGCCUUGCGCUUUCACCGUGGAAAUGUGUCUUCAGUUCUUGUUAACUUUCCUAGUACAGGCCAGCCCAAGACAUUUCACCACCUGAGGUGAACUACAAAAUGUCCCCUUCCUCACUAGGGAAGAAGGUGUGAGUUCUGAAGUUCUGCCACUUACAUUGGCCAGGGCGGGAGGUGAUGGGGUGGUUUUAUCCCAUGUUGCUGUGCUUUCUCCAGUCUUGUGCAGCAUAGAGACCCAUAUUUAUCACAAAACAAAUGUUUUUGGAGAAUUUCCUCAGUGUCAUAAGUCGUGCUUUUGGUUUCAUUGAAUACUGUAUACUAAGCACUGAUUUAACGAUGCACACUGUGGAAAUUUAAUCCCACCUAAAGGGGGAUUACAAUUACAGUGUGAAUAUUAGCUCUUUCCACCUCAUUUGACAUACCUUUCCAUAGUGCAGUCUAGACAUGGCUUGCGUGAUUGCCUGAGGAACAAACAUUUUUACCGUGUCAAACUGAUUUACCCUGCUAGAACCCAAGGUGAAAAAAAGCUGAUUUGGUGGGGGUGGGGUGAGGACUGUGAACAUAUUGAACAUUGGUUUCAGCCUAUGAACUGUGGCAUCUUCAGUGUUGUCUGGGUCUGGCUGAGGAAUCUGACAUGAGUGGACUUGCAGGGAUUGGAUGUGCUAGAUGAGUGCAUCCAAUCCCCCAAACUGAGCACCAUGUCAUGCCCCCUUGAUUUCCCAAAGCCAGAACAACUUUGCUGCGCAGUAAGAAUAUUUCAUUACUUAUAGAAAGACUUCAAAGCAAGAACUGCAAGCAGAUGUUCUGGUUUGCUGGGCAGUCAUUCUGUCUUGAAAACCUCAGCAGACUCUUUAGUAAAACGCUAGGGGUUUGCCUUUCUUAUUGCUGAGAGGAAAUUUGUAGGGAAUGGGGGGUUUCAAGUCAAUUUUUCCUCGCUGUACCCUGAAUAAAGAUUUCAGUGAACCAUGUCGGUUAAAUUUCACAGUGUACAUCUUUUAACAAAACUCUGAGAGGGAGGCAUCUGGGCAAAACUAACCAGGAAAUAUUGUUCAUAGGAAAGAUUGAAACUGCAAUGCUGUUUCUAACUUUGCAGUUUCUAACUUGUUAAAAGACUGACACUAAAGCCUCAUAAGACUGAAUGCUGUUACAAUAUGUGCCAACAAAACAGAACAGCCUUCUUUUGUUUCUGUCCUGGUUGAUUGGGAAGAAAUUAUCUAACCAAGUAUGUUGGACAAAUAUACUCAAUGUUAUCUCUCUUUAGUAAUCUCUCUUUAGUAAUACAUAUGGAGUAUGAUAUAGGUUUGUAGCAGGUUAUCUCCCCAUACUACUUCUACUUUUGUUGUUUAGUCGUUUAGUCGUGUUCAACUCUUCGUAACCCCAUGGACCAGAGCACACCAGGCACUCCUGUCUUUCACUGCCUCCUGCAGUUUGGUCAAACUCAUGCUGGUAGCUUCGAGAACACUGUCCAACCAUCUCGUCCUCUGUCGUCCCCUUCUCCUUGUGCCCUCAAUCUUUCCCAACUGCUACUAUUUAAACCCAAAUGAGCCUAUGUGAAAUAUCACAUUUUCUGUUUUAUUCCCAUGAAUUACAAUCAUAUUUUUCCCUGAACAGAUGGGUCACAGACAUUAAUCAUGAGCAGAAAGGACAUGUCUUGCUGUGCAGAAACUAUCUGGCUUCUUCUCUAAACACACAAAGUUAAAAAUAUGACAUAAGGUCAAAUCUGUCAGCCGCUGGAAUAACUAUAUAUUUGUCUUUUCAGCUUCAUUUAAUGGUCUUUCCCUGUUUUCUCAACAUAGAUGUUUAAGUCACAAAGCAUUGCUUUUCUCACUAGCUUGGAUGUCAUUCUAGUACAAAGAACUUCAUUGCAAGAUCUUAGGGAUUCAGGCCAGUGCGAAUGUUAUCCAGAGAUUCCAGAGCCAUAGAGACUCAGAGCUGAUUUUCAUCUUAACCUUUUAAUGAAUCAAAUCUGUACUGGUGGAAUGCCUUCUGGAUGCUAUUACAGGCAAAGGUAGCUAGUAGGGAUGGUUGAGGAAUUCACCGCUUGUAAAUUCUGAUAUGUACUGGCCUGAUUUGCACGUCUUUAACGAACGUUGCUUUCCAACAGGUUUCAUGCUUAUCUGAACACUGCAACAGUUCUUAUCUCAAAAAACAUAAAAAUGUAUCUAGAAGUACGUGCAUCAAGAUAAACUGCACGGGUUACAGUGGAAACACAACAGAAUGGACCUAAUGAGUGGACAAAUGCAAAAAUGAUAUGGACCAGAAAUAAGACUGAUCCAUACACCCGUAGUAGCUGAGGAUUGUUCCCAAAGCUUACUUUGUCCUCUGGGAGACAUAAUUGGAAGCAGCUAUCCAUAGCUAUUCCCAUUUAUCCACAUGGACUGUGGUCCUUGCUUUCUUUUGACAAUUGGCAGGCUCCUGAUAGGGAAGAGCAACUGCUGGGAAUACUCCGCAGAAUUUGUUAUUUUCCUUUGUGACUGAUUUGAGCUCUAUGGUGCUUGACACCUGGCUGACCACAAUACAUGCUGAUGAAUUGUGUUUGACUUGUUGCUGACAAGUUAUUCCGGCCCAGUGGUCAGACACAAAACUAAGAAAUAGUCACUUACCUUUUUAAUAGGAUUGACAAAGAAAACAUUCAGUGCUGCCCAGGUCUUCUACUCUGUAUACCCUUGGCUCUACAUAGAGACAUCUUUACAGAUAAUAUACAUUGCUUUGAAUUUAUUGUACUUCAAAUACAUUUUUAACAUUGCCAACUGGUGUUUCAUCAUGUUGAGAAGCACUAAUAUUCUGCAGAAACCUAAGACCCUUAAAGUGUAAGCUAAGUCAAGCAUAUUUUGUGUUUUCUUGGUUCUCUACCCCAUCCCUGCUCAGUUAUUCAUGAAAACUAUGUGAAAGACAUUCCCAGAAUCUCUGGAGUUGCCAAAGAGAAGCUCAAGAAGCUGCUUGUGCACAAAAACAGUGUGAAAAAGCAUGGAGACAUAAAAAAUGUGAUCCCAGAACCGCCUGUGACCCCAGCUUCUAAAGUUCACGUAAGACCGUUAGACUACGAAGAGGGUGUGCACACAGAAGGUGCCUAUGGUGAACAGGGGGAAAGUACUGAAGAUGUCAGAAGAGAAGGGAAAAUAGAAGAGGAAGAGGAAGUUGAGAAAGGAGGAGAAAGGGAAGACCUUGAAAACCAAACUGGUCAUGAGAAGAAGCUUCGAGGAGAUGUAUUUUGUAAGUUUCACCUUUCAUUCCCCCCCACCCCAAUGUCUAAGAUGAUGCUGAAUUUUGAGAAGCAUUUAUUAACUUCUGUGGUGGGAUGAGGUUUUUCUUUUCUUUUCUUGUUUUAUCAACAAAACCCAAUUUCUACUCCACCAUUUACUGCUACCAUUUAAUAGCACCUACACCGUUUAACCCCUUAACUUACCAAGAACCCUGAUAACCGUGGGAUAUAGGAGUGAAACAAAGCCAUUCCGAUAUAGGGUGGGAUUCAACUGAGUUGUUGUGUGCUGACACAGAAUUCCACUCACACAAUGAGACUCCCCACCUCUCGCCCUCAUAUGCCUCUCUGUGCCACCUCAAGCUUCUCUGGAGAAUUGGGGGGGGGGGCCUAGAACAGGGUAUGGGGCUUGCAGGGGAGGAGAUGAGGGAAAAGUCCCACUGUUGUGAGCAGAUCUCAUUCCCCCACACAUACCCCAUUUAGUGCUAUGUUGAAUUUCAGCCAUAGCUGCUAUAGUUGACAAAUACAUUCAUGCUUAUUUAUUACAAGAUUAUAUAGUGCGCAAGUUCAUGUGGUUACUGUGAUAUAGUGCUCUUUCUUUAAAUUGGUAUAUGUUUUGUUACUUAAAUCUGGCUCAUUUUACACUACUAAACCAAGAUAGCUUUGAGGAGCCUUAUCAAAAGUAUCUUGCCUGAUUGCCCUUGCCCACUAUAACUGAGGACUUUUGUUAAAGCCUCUGUUUCAACCUUCACGGACCUAUUAAAUGCAGGUAUAUUUUUUCCUGUCCUAUCCUAGAGUCUUCCACUGGCUCUCCUACAAGACACCAGCACCUAGCAUUCCAAACUGCCUCUCACUUCUUCUCCCUCAGCUCUGUAGACCAGAGAUUGCCCACCCCUGCUAUACAGCCUCUGCAAACGGAAUGAGGCAAGCAUGCAGUGUGCAUCUAAGCAGUGCAAACAUAUGGGUACCAGUCUGUCCUGCUACCCCCACUCAUGCAUGCGGUAGAUCAGGAAGAGAAACCAGGUCUGCAGGACCUGAAUUGGCUAUGCAAACUGCAUGGUUGGUUUCCACGUGUAAACUUGGGGCUGUCCUUGAAAGAAAGAUCUGUGUAUCUUUUCUCAAAACACUUCCUUUGCUUCUAGUUUAGUUGGAAAGCACUAAAUCAGUGGCCAUGACAAUCUGUCAUGCAAGCCCACCCUUAUUUCACUUAAAUCCUCAGGAUUUCAAGUUGCCAUAUUAUUCAUAUGUGUGUGGUGGGUUUUUUAAAGUGAACCUUGUUUGGCAUAGAAUCAGCUGUUUCGUUUUUGUGAUGCACAAACUGUUUUUCUUUCUGUCUAUGCUAAUUAUAUUUCUUCUGCUUGAAAACAUCCAAAUGCCCACAUCACUGUAACAAAACACAAUCUGGAUAAAUGAGAUUGUUUGAAUCACGGCCUUUAAAAUCCUUUUAGUGUUGGUGCUUUAGUUAGCUUAAACAAAUAAGGAAACAGUUUACAGUACAUGCCUUCACUGUUUUCAAAUAUUUGUUGAUUGACUUUGCAUGUUGAUUAGACCAGGAUAAACGCAGGGGGACUUAUGAUCCUCAUUUAUCAAAACUAGGCAGAUAGUAAGAUAUUUAAUGAUUUCUCAGUGAUUGCAAUAUGUUUCUUUGUUGACAUAUACCAAGCAAGGAUGGGGGAACAAGAACAUUUGGCUCAGUUCUCCUCCAACAGCAUGUCACAGAGUGGCCCUUUUGGAUAAUGCUAUUGUUUGCAGUACAUGCAAAAGCGUCAGGUUCAUAUGCUACAGCUUCUCAUCUUCGUCCUCCUCUGGUAUGGCCAUGAAGAGAAGAUCAGAAGCUUUCUCUUCCACUUUUAAAGUAACCGACAGUCCCUUGUAUUCAAAUGUGGGAGACCUGCUUAGUUUAAACUAGCUUUCCACAACCUGAUACCCUCUAGAUCAGUGUUUCUUAAACUUGGGUCCCCGGCUAUUUUUGGACUACAACUCCCAUCAUCCCGAACUAACAGGGUAGUGGACAGGGAUGAUGGGAACUGUAGUCCAAAAACAGCUGGAGACCCAAGUUUGGAAAACACUGCUCUAGAUGCUUUAGAGUACUGUACAGCUCCUAUUGGCCAGGCUAUUCUGGCUGAAGCUGAUGGGAGCUGUAAUCCAAAAAAUCUGGAAGACUAUCAGGUUGAAGAAGGCUUGUCUAAAUUGGCAUAUGAUCCUGGCCUGCUCAGUAAAAAUCAGCCAGAGUCCCCCAAACUCUGAUUAGAUUAGAUGAGUCAUGACUGCACCAAAAGAUAAAGGUGAAGGGUACUUGUGAAUCCAAAGCCUGAGCACCUAAUGUUAAGCCAUAGUUUAGAGUCACAUCUGAACCAGGCUAGUCUCCUCAUGGUUUUGUGACAUAAGAAGGAGCUGAAUUUUGGUGAAGCUGUGAGGAGAAUUUUGGAAGUUUUUACUUUUGUUUUAGAUUAACCACAUCUUGUGGUUCAUUUUAGCUAUAGUUUGUAGAAAGCUGCUUCAACCCUGGUUUGAGAAUCUGGCUUGUUUAGGGAUGAAAAACACACCAGGGGAGGGAAUGGGAGGGGGAGCCAAGGCUUAUUCUCAUAAUGCUAAACCAUAGUUUAGUGUUCUGCCUGAAAACAGGCAUUGUGUGUCCAUAACGCUCAUAGCAGCUGCCAGAAACAUGUGGCAGGUAUUUGAGAGGGUGCUGCACAACUCAAAGCUAAGAACUGAAACACAUGUUAUGGUUGCCACAAGGAAGCUACCUAAAAUGGUCUCAGAGCCAAUCAUCCCAGCUGAAAAAGAAAGAAAGAAAGAAAGAAAGAAAGAAAGAAAGAAAGAAAGAAAGAAAAGGUUUCCUUCCACCCAGUAUUUUAAAUUUAGGCCCAGCAAAGAAAAUGUUCUGCUAUGACAAGUGAAGACACAUUCUAAGAUUUCUUCCUUACAUGACUCAAAUUAACCUUUUGAACGAAUGAAUGCUCCUUGCAGAAUUUGUACAUUUAUUGCAACUCCAGUCUGUCGUCUGGGACAGCUUUCUUACCAUAAAUUGGCAGUGUUCAGUCCUAUGUCUCUCUCUUAAAAAAAACAACGACUAAUACAGAGCAUAGUAGGCUCCCAUUAUCACUAAAUUAUGGUAUUUCCAUAAGUAAAACUUGCACCAAAAACCAGCUUUGUACAGUUGUAGUGGAUGCAUGAGGUUUGAUCAAAUGCAUUUUUAAUGGUGUGGGUGAGAUGGGGGGGGUGUUCUGUAAUGACUCACUGCUCUGGUUAUUGUAUGCUAAAAUACUGCUUUAUCGUUCUUAUAUCAUAUUCCAUUGAAGUGUCUAAUUUAUAUUUAUUUACCUGCUGAAGUGCCAGAGAGUGUUACAAAGUAAUUUGACCAAAGCUCUUCCAGAUGGUGCCCUAAAGAUUUAUUCUGUGCUGUGUUUGUCAUCCCAAUCUCGUGGUUCCUCAGAUGUUUGGCCAAAAUGACCUCCUCUUUAGUUGAUGCCAAGAACGUACAGAAAUCAGGCAGCAGGAAGCACUUGAAUGGAGCACAAAUCACCACCCGUGGUGAUUAAUAACAACUACUGGGGUCACUGACACAGUUGAUCUGAACUUUACUGUUUCAGGAGUAAUUUCUGGCUUCACCUUCAGAUAUGUCCUACAUGCAAAUCCUUCAUUAGCACUGCCACUAGGCCUUGAUACUCACAGGCACCCAGGCUUAAGGUAGCAACUUUUGGCACAAGCAAGGGCUCAGAUAUGCUCACUGAUAUAUAUUUUCUUUUGCCUUCAGUAGUGCCCCCCCCCAUGUCAUAUCUUUGAGUUUCAAACUGAGCAUCAAAAACAGCUUGUGGGGAGAUUUUGCAGAGAGGAGGAGGGAAUGUUUGCUAUUUGAGAAUAAUUAAUCCAAACAUGCCAAGUUGUGCAGUUCUCUGGAUUAUAUCCAUAGUUUCUAAGGAACAUUUUGGCUGAAAUUCUGCAUAAACAAGUCUUGAAACCCAGCAACAUCAAUAGGAUUUAAGCAACCUAACUGUUAUGCUUUAGAUGGAACACCAAACUGUGGUUUUGUGUUAUGCAUACAACAAACUUUGGUAUCAUACCUUCUCCAUAUUGACCUUGAGUGCUGCAGUUUCUUUAUUUAUUUUUGGAUUCGAGGCAUGGUUUGCAUUACAUUUGAACCCAACAAGCUAUGCCUUCCUCAAGCCAUAGUUUGUCUGUACUCUAGAACCACAAACUGUGGUUGGUGAUCCUGGCUUGCAAGCAGUCUUAAGCUUUGACCAAACCAUAGUCUGCCCGAUUCAGAUGAAAAAGCAAGCUAUGCUUUGCUGAGAAUCCAGAAAUAAGAAAAUUGCUGUUAAUGAGGAGGAGGAGAAAAAGAAGCAUGCAAACCCCCAGGCUCAAACCUGCUCAUGCAAAAAAGAAAUAAAAAAAAAGAAAAACAGAAAAACUAUGGUUUGGCAUUAUGUCUGAACCAAGUCUACAUUCAGGGUUGCCAUUGUACCUAUAUCCUCAAUCAAGAUUCUUCUACAGUUGUUCAGAAACUACAGUUGGGGAAUGCCAGCAAAUUGAGGUAUAAAAUAUCGUCAACAAGCAAUUUUUCCUUCACUUAAAAGCAUUCUGUAAUUCAGAAGGAAUAAUUAAUUCUGACUGGUGGUUUUUCAGUUAUCUCUCCCCCACCCCCACCAUGUGAAGUGAACUUAGUAUCUCAUAGUUAAGUCGCUUUCCAGUUUAGUCAUAGCUCUUUCCCUUACCUCAUACAGUUAUAUGAAAUAAACACUUUUUUAGAGGCUUACACAUUUGAUAUACUUCCUUCUAAUUCAAGUAACAGAAGUCUAGGUGAUUUAAACCAUGGUCUUAGUAACGUGAAUCUUGCAAUGGUACUAGACAAUAGAAGCUUUUGGCAAUACAUUGUAGUCUAUGCAGUAUUUCCUGGAUCAUCUUUCCUACGUUCUGUUGAGCAUAUUUAACUGCCUUGAGGGUCUUAUGUCUUUGUACAUGUGUACUUGUCUUUUCAAGUAACAUCUGUCAAAGGUUUCACAUAUGGCCCCCAAAGAGACCUGUCUGUUUUCAGUUUUGCAAAGUGCUAAAGAAGAGCCUUAUGUACCAAAUAAUCUCCAUGAACCUUAACACAUGUUUAUACGGGAAUGGCUUGUUGCCAAAUCAGGCCCUGGGUUAGUUUUCGUGCCUGAACCAAACUUCCAUCCGUUUGUCACAUCCAUGUAUGUGGAGGUGAUAACUCAGAGUGUGGUCUUCAGGCACAUACUGCAGUUCUACUGCUAAAGCUAACUGGGUAUAGCCCCCCAAAAUUCCUGGAUGAGACUACCUAGGGGAUCACAAGCUACUCUGAGCUUUUAGGAGUAAGUGUAAGGUUGUCCUGGGUCCUGUAUUGGAAAUACCUUUUGAGUUAUAACUCCUUACAAAUAUUGCUUUGCCAACACACAGUAUUUUGCCCUGUCCCACAAAAUGCAUGAUGCACAGAAACCUGAUUAUUGCAUAAAAGAAUGAACAUGUUUUGGUGAGGCAUUUGAAUUUGAGCUCCUUAAGGUCUGCAGAAUUUCAUCUAAUAAGGGAUAUUAUCUGGAGAUAGCUUAGCCAUAUAUUAGCUUUGGACGCAUAAUUUUUUAAAAAAUUGUCAUGUAAACAUAACUGGUAAGUAUAUGUGCCAUAUAAUUUGUUACAUUGUGAAAGCUUGGUGGUGUGUGAUGUACAAAUAUUUCAGUUAAUUCAUAUUUGGAUUAACUGGUUGUGUUUUUUUGGAACUAACAAUAUAUGUUUCAAUCACUCAGCUAAAGAAGCUGCUGCGUUUGGGUCUCUUCCAGCACAAAGGAAACUUCCAGUACAAAGAGCAGAGCUGGAAGGUGGGCAGAUUUAAAAAGGAUUACUUUUGUUUUCAUCUAGUGGUGGUGUCUUUUCAUGGGAUCCUUCAUUGGGUGAACUUUAGGACAUUAAAAAUGAUAAUAAACAGCCUUUUUUGACAGACAGAAUCCAACACUGCAAUCCUAACUAUGUCUACUCAGAAGUAAGUACUAUUGAAUUCAGUUGGGCUCACUCUCGGGUAAGUGGCUUCAGAAUUGCAGCCUUAGAUUAGUUAAGUACUUGUAAGAUCUUCUAUGGGUCUGUUUAUAAAACUUCAUAUUUUCACAGGCCUGCAUUCAAGCCUGUCCCCCCAUCAGUCAAACUCAUCUGUUACCUCCCAUAAAUCUUCCUGUGCUUCUAUCUGGACAGCCUUCCACUUGUGUGUGUGGUUCCAAUUUCUCAUGUGUACCAUAUCCCAUUUAACUUAAUUGAUUCUGACUGUGCUGGUUUCAGCCUGACUGCAGUUUAUCAAGAAAUAUUACUGAAAUGUGAGAUGAGGUACACUGAUACACCAAGAUGCUUAUCCAGAGCUUAUCUAGGCAGCAUCACCUUCUACUGGGUUCCACUUCACCUGGAAAUAGGGCAAAAAGAUACAAUAAGAGAUUGGUACAACUAGCACUCUUUGCUGAUCCUAGUUUACAGUUCAGAGUAGUAGCGAUGAGCUAGACAACUGCAUCAUGUCUGCAUUAUUUGCAAAUAUUGAAACACAUACUGCUAGCAAUGUGUGAACAAGUCAGACAGUUCUAUGUCUGAAAGCAAUAUAUUCAGUGCAAUAUAUUAUCCUGGCUAAGUGGGAAUCAUUUGUCCAUGAACAGCUCCAAUGCAGCUGAGUGAAUAAAUAUAUAUAGCUUAUCUUAGGGGAGAAGGAUUGAAAGGGAAGAGAGUUUUGCUUUGCUUUACAGCAUUUUUAAAAUGCUUCAUCCACUAUGUGUAAUACAACACCUUGUAUUUCCUUUCCCUGAAUACCUCAUCUCUAUUUCUGGACCUCACCUAAGUGGACUGCAGCUUUGGGCAAGGGUCUUGUGCCUGGCAGCAAGAUAUAAAUGAUGACUUUGACUGGAAUCCUGCAGAUCAUGAUAAUGGUAAUACGCAAUGCCUCCUCCAUCCCUUGGCCUCGCUUGGCUUCCUCUGUGUGUCCCCUCCUAGUUAAGAGGUGGAGUUUGAUCACUAGAGAAAACCCAGGAAAUGUGCUUAUAUAUCAGAUCAUUGGUCAGUUCAGAAAAUAGACCAUGGUGUAUUGGACCAAGAUCAAGAGUUUUCCUCGCAUGCUCAAAUGCAACGUUUCCCCCAGGGGUUUUAUGACCAAACCAGGAAACUGUGGUUUAAUCUCUGGCUAUAAACCAUGGUUUGAUCCUGGUUAGAUAUCUUGUAGAUGGACAUUAAACAACAGUUUAACAGAGAGCCAGUGUGGUGUAGUGGUUAAGAGCGAUAGAUUUGUAAUCUGGGGAACAGGGUUCGCGUCGCCGCUCCUCCACAUGCAGCUGCUGGGUGACCUUGGGCUAGUCACACUUCUCUGAAGUCUCUCAGCCUCACUCACCUCACAGAGUGUUGUGAGGGAGGGAGGGAAAGGAGAAUGUUAGCCGCUUUGAGACUCCUUCGGGUAGUGAUAAAGUGGGAUAUCAAAUCCAAACUCUUCUUGUCGUCUUCUUCUUUCCAGAUGUAAUGAGAAAUUGGUUUAUAACAAACCCCAGAGGGUUUGUAUUACAGAUGGGGAGAGGGAAGGAGAGAGUACAUGAACAUAUUUGUUAUCAGUGCAACAGAUCAUGAAUUUCUAGACCCAGAAAGUCACUAGUGAUCCAGACCAAUGUAUGUCUUUGGUUUCAUCUGCUGCCUGAUCAUUUUUAUCUGGAGAUGUCAGGAUUUCAACCUGAGACCUUCUGCAUGCAAAGCAUAAGCAAUAUCACUGAACUAUAGUCCUCCCCCCGUGGUAAAUAACCAAAAUAUUUAAGAUAAAACAAAAGUAACAUUCCAUUUCUCACUUUCUAAACCCCAAAUAUCUCUCUCUAGGUGAUGGAUAUUACAUGAUGGUGCCGGGGUUCGUGGGUCACAAGAAGGAUGUUGGUCGUUUGAAACUUCUUCUCACUGAUCUUGAGCCAAAAAGCAUAUAUUGUCUGAUUUUUAGUUACCGACUUGCAGGAGAAAGGGUAGGGAAACUACAUGUGAUCCUAGGCAGCGGCAGCAGCAGUCCUUCCUGGUCACAGAGUGUGGGAGAUGAUGAGCAGUGGAGGACUGGACAAAUGGAAGUCCACACAGGGGCUGAAACAACGAUGAAUGUAAGUUAAAGAUUACAAACCACCUGCAAUGACCAGUGUAACUAGUUGCAGUUUGCUCUGACUGCUGGCAAGUUUUAAUUAUGGCUAUAUGGUACCUCUGGUUAAGAACGUAAGAAGUGCCUUGGAUCAGACCAAAGCCCAGUAUACCUGAAGGAGCGUCUCCACCCCCAUCAUUCAGCCCGGACACUGAGGUCCACUUCCGAGGGUCUUCUGGUAGUUCCCUCACUGCAAGAAGUGAAGUUACAGGGAACCAGGUAGAGAACCUUUUCAGUGGCAACCUCCCUGUGGAAUGUCCUCCCAUCAGAUGUCAAGGAGAUAAAGAACUACACUUUUAGAAGACAUCUGAAGGCAGCCCUGUAUUGGGAAGUUUUUUAUGUUUGACAUUUGAUCACGUUUUUAUAUUUUGCGAGGGAAACCCAACCAGAUUGGGCGGGGUAUAAAUAAUGAAAUGUCCGCUAUUUACCCCAAGCAACUAGUACUCAGUGGCAUAUUGUUAUUGUUGUUGUUGUUGUUGUUAGUUCAGCAUCUUUUUCUCACAAUGGCAAACCAGAUGCCUGUGGGAAGCUCAUAAGCAGCACAUGAUCGAAACACCACUCUUCCCCACAUAUUCUCCCCAGCAACUGGCAUUCAGAGACAGGCCACCUCUGAUCAUAGCUGUCAACUUUUCCCUUUUUUUAUUCCUAUUCGGAAUAAGGGAAUUUCCCUUAAUAAAAGGGAAACGUUGACAGCUAUGCCUCUAAUGCUGGAGGGUAGUACGCAGCCAUCAUGGCUAAGUAGUCACUGAUAGCAUUGUUCUCUAUGAUUUGUCUAAGACCCAUCCAUGUUGGUGAUGUAAUGAAUUCCACUGUUUUAACUAUGCAGUGUGUGAAGCGGUACUUCAUUUAGCCUGCCCUAAAAUAUUCCAACAUUCAGCUUCACUGGAUGAAGCUGGGUUCUAGUAUUAAAGGACGCAGAAAGGUCCAGAGACAAUAUGCCACUGAGUACUAGUUGCUUGGGGGAAAUAGUGGAAGAGUCCUGUUGCCCUUCAAGACCUCCUUGUGGGUUUCUUGGAGACAUCUAGUUUGCUGCUGUGGGAAGAACAAUGCUGGACUAAAUGGAUCUGUUGGUCUGAUCCAGCAAAAGGUGGUUCCUACAUUCUUAUUCUAUGGACCUGAUUGUAGCAUGAUGGUCUCAAGGCUGGGACUGGAGUAUUAGCAUCAGAGGCCAUUGGAAGGUGAGGAGGCUGGAAACAUUUGUUGGGCCUGUUACCUUAUUUCUCUUGCCCAUAUCUCCACCAACGACUGGGCCGAUUAAAUACAUUUGGACAAAGGAGAGAGAGUAUGGCAUGCUGUGCAAAGAUGGAAUAACAAAAUGGCAGAACUGGGCUUUGUGAAAUGGUAUGGGAAUGUUAAGAGGGGCAGUCGUGGUUUUGGUUUUUAGUUUUAGCUUUUAAAAUAGGGAGAGGCAUUAAAGUGACAAAUACCUUCCACUAAUUUUUAGCUCAACAAAAGGGGUUUCGGUAUAAAGAAAUAUAAACCAAAAACAUACCAAGCAAAAAAUUCCUUGACAAUGCCGUUAAAGAGUUAAGGUUGAAUCAAUGAUCAUGCAUAAGAACAGAAGACAAAUUUGCAUUGCAGCAUACUACAGGACAUGAGCAGAAUUUGAAUACAGUGGUGCCCCGCAAGACGAAUGCCUCGCAAGACGGAAAACCCGCUAGACGAAAGGGUUUUCCGUUUUUCAAUGCGCUUCGCAGGACGAAUUUCCCUAUGGGCUUGCUUCGCAAGAUGAAAAUGUCUUGCGAGUCUUGAGAUUUUUUUUCGCUUUCCCCCUUUUUCUAAGCCGCUAAGCCUUUAAUAGCCUUUUAGCAGCUAAGCCGCUAAGCCUUUAAUAGCCGCUAAACCGCUAAUAGCGCUAAUCCGCUAAGCCGCUAAUAGGGUUGCUUCGCAAGACGAAAAAACCGCUAGACGAAGAUACUCGCGGAACGGAUUAAUUUCGUCUUGUGAGGCACCACUGUACGGUAUUUAUUUGUGUUGGGUUUGUAAAACUGAAUUUUAGAUCUUUAGAUCUUAUUUUGAAAAUCUUCUUAAUCCAUAGAGAAGCAUAAGAUGUCUCAGUAUUUCAGUGAAUUUUUUGAUAUGCUGGUAAUAAUAAAAAUGUGCAUGUAGCACAGUUUGGUUUUCUAACUUAUGAGCAUCUAGUACCUCUUGAUAAUUUGCACCUUCUGUUAAUAAUGUUUUCCUCACUCAUUUUUUUAGAUCACUUUUGAGGCAGAACGUGGAAAAGGUAAAACUGGAGAAAUUGGAGUGGACAAUGUUACACUGUUUUCUGGUCUGUGUCCUGAAGACCAUUUGACAUUGGAUAUCUGAGCUUACUAUUUUAAAUACUAUUAUAUUAUUUGUUGUACUGGUCCAGAAUUUUGUAUCGUUGUGAGCUAGAUAAAGUGCAAAUCUGGAAACCAAACUUCAAUGCAGACAGAUAAACCGACAGGUAAAAAAAUGUCUCCAGUUAGAUACUACAUUUGUAUAUAAAAUAUACUAAACUUUGGUUUAUGUGUAGCUCUACUGUAUUAUAUCAUUUGUGGUCAGGGUCUUAUAUAAUGUGAAAAUAUUUUGCCUAGAUUUCCUGCAAAAAAAAAAAGAAGAAGUGUUUUACAUAUAAUUUUUUUGAAAGAAAAUGCCUAUUGUCGUAUAUUCCCCAAGUUCUCCUGCAGGAAUGUGAAACAGGAUCUUCAAAAGGAUAUGUCAUUUCUUGUAACACUUAGGACUCCUACAGUUUGCUACAGCUCUGUGGGUACCCUGGUGUAUGCCCGGUGGUUGCUGCAGUAAAUAAGUAAAGCAUUAAAGAGAGAUACAUGUCUCCAAAGACACAUGGAUGUGUUGGCCAGACAGUUACCUGAUGAGUAUCUGCCCACCACACUUUAAAUGUUAACUGACGCAAACACCAAUAAUAUUUGUCUGGACUCUGGAAUCAUUUUUCUUCCUAAAUAUUGCAACUGUUUGAAUUUAUUUUUUUCCUAAAAUAAAAAGUCAGCUUCUCUACUUUCCUUGUAAAUCCAACUACAGCUAUUUUAAAAGAUGCUUUUUUUGAAAAAAUGCCAGUGGAUUUGGCGAGGCAAGUGUUUUUAUAAAUAAAUGAAACUAUACCAUACU